Messenger RNA from Gasterosteus aculeatus aculeatus (three-spined stickleback), 3599 nucleotides. The record is from RefSeq and is a predicted model, not a curated record. NCBI's taxonomy places the organism in Eukaryota, Metazoa, Chordata, Actinopteri, Perciformes, Gasterosteidae.
GAGGCUGCGGGUCUCAGAGGAGCAGAGUCGGUUAACGUGACGCCGGUGAACCGGUCGGUGCUGCGCUUCUCUUCUCCGGGACCGUCGGCUCCUUCGUGUCCGCCUCUUGUGACCCGUCGGCCCGCAGAGCGAUGAGGGAUUGAGCCGCUGGUUCCUCCGCCAUGACUCCGCGCUGCUCCGCCCACCCCCCUCCCCCUCCCCCUCCCCCAGCCCCAUUAUGCCCCUCUUCAAAAACUCCCCGGAGCGCCUGAGAGGCGGUCCGACCCUAGAAGACGCCUGGAUCCUGCGCAGGAUGAGCCUGAACAUCACCCCCUACCACCGCAACCCCUUCGACCAUGACGGCGGCGACCACGGCGAGCGCUGGUCGCCCGGCGGCUCGCUCCUGGACGGCGACGCUCUGCGGGACCGCAACCCCUUCGAGGAUGAGGAGGACGAAAACGAGGCCAACGAGGGGAAGAAGGCCGGCUCAGCGAAGGGCUCCUUCAGGUUCAAGUCGCCGCUGAAGACCCUCGGCAAGCUGGGGAGGAACCUGGGGCUGUCGGGGGGGAGGAGCAAAGGGGGCGAGUCGCCCUCGCCGCAGGGCACGCCGUCACCCGCCGAAAAGAAGAAGAGGGGCAGGAGGAGCUCUGAAGGAAGUCUACUGAGAUUUGCGGGGAAAUACCGUGACACGCUCGGCUCCCGUAAGGACUCGAUGGCCAACGGCGAGCCGAGCUGCUCGGAGAGCGAGUGUGACACGGCCAGCCGCCGCCUCGCCUUCAUGAAGAUGGUCGGCCUCGGCAAGGCCAAGAGGGAGUCGGCCAGCGAGCCGCCAGCCGGGGGCCCCGAGGAGCGGGAGGGCGUGGUGGAGGAGGAGGAGGAGGAGCCGAAGCCCCGGGAACCGCUGUCAGUCCUGGAAAUCCUGCAGCUGGUGAAGAAGCGAGACCUCCUGUUGGCCGACACUCACAUCCUGGAGCUGGAGGAGGAGUGCAACGAGUCCUCCUCGGCCGAGCGCGCCACCUCGCCAGCGCCGGAGGACGCCGCCGCGGCAGGCAUGAAGGACGGCAGGCGGCGGAAGGCCAAAGACGUGGAGCUGCUGUACGAGGAGCUGCAGAAGGAGCUCUGGGCCGUCGUCAGGGAGUCCCUGCGCCUCCCGACCGCCGGGCCCAACCUGGGCCUGGUGGUGCAGGUGCUCCAGCAGGAGGAGCAGGUGGACAAAGACCGGGCCCCUGCAGGCCCCAGGCCACGCCGUCUGCGGCAGCGCUGGAAGGAGGCGGUGGAGGAGGCGGCCAACGGCUCCCUGCCCCAGAAGGCCGAGUUCACCGCCGGGGAGCUUGUGGGUUACUUGGACCGCCUCCGGGUCCGUGUGGUGGAGGACCUGGGCGCCGCCAAGAGGAACGUGGUCUCCAUCUACCCCGACGAGUACCAGCCCUUCCAGGUGUACGUGCAGAGCUACCACCAGGCGGUUGCUAGGCGACUGGAGGCCAUCACCGAGAAGACCCUUGAGAUCAGCGACAUCUACUCACUGCUGGACUGGCUGCACAACAUCUACGCCAGGGACGUCCUGGGGACCGUGUGCAUCACAAGUCCCUUCAGCAGAUCCCAGCUGAGUCCGCUGCUUCCCUCAGAGACAGUGGACCGACUGGAGCUGGACUGUCUCAACUCAGUCAGGGCUAAAGUCACCACGGAGCUGAGCCAACUGCUGGACGAGGAGGAGAAACGCUGGAUGGAGACGCUGCACAUCGAGGAGUACCAGAUCACUCUGGCCACGACAGUGAUACAGAGGCUUCAGGUGGAUCUCGAGCGUUCGGCCUCCAUCAACCAGAGUUUGGGCUCCCGAGUGGCCCAGUGCAGCCUCAACGGGCUGGCCGACUUCCUCUUCAGUUUCCAGCGUAAAGUGGAGAUGUUUCACGAGGGCAUGCAGAGCGGCAUGUUGGGAGACAACGAGGACGGAUACGUUUCCAGGACCAUCGCGCUGGUCAACUGCUGCCCCCCUUUCAGGGGGUUUGUGCAGCGCUGUGCACAGUGGGAUUCGUCUGUUGCUGAAAAUUCUCUUCAGAGAGGAAACAAAUCUUUGGAUUUCAUCGUUCAUCAUGGAGUCAAAGUGCUGAGUGAACGACUCUACCUACACGUCAGGCCUUCUUUUGAGCGACUGGUGAAGAGAAAGUGGUUGACUAACACAGAGCCGUACGAUCAGAUUGAAUUUCUUAUCAAAGAAUAUUUCAAGAAGUAUCACAGGAUGGACAGUCCUCCGUACCAGCUGCUGGUGGCAGAGGUGCACCACCGUGUGGUGAUGGAGUACCUCCGCUCCGUCAUGAGGGGAAGAAUCAUCUGCACCUCCUUGAAGAUGAGGAAGAGGAUGGCCGGGCGGCUAAGAGACGAAGGCAGACGGAUUAAAGUCCUCUUCAAAGACCUGGAGUCUCCCUCCAGCUGGUUGGACAGCGCUCUGUCUCACAUCUCAGAGAUCAUCCAGCUGGAGGACGUCCCCUCAAUCCAGAUGGAGGUUGGAGUUCUGGUCCGAGAGUUUCCUGACAUCAGGAAGAAGCACGUGUCGGCCAUUUUGAAUAUCCGUGGGACCACCCGGCAGUCAGAGCGCCAGGAGAUCCUCAAUGUGGUCAAAGACAUCGAGAGCAUCGACGGUCCCGGCUCCGGUUCCGGUCCCGGUUCUGGCGCCCUCUCCCGGCUGACCCGGGACCGCGCCCUCUUCUCAGAGGUGCCGGUCACCUCCGAGGUCCACUGCCUGAACCUGGGCCUGAGCCGCGUCGCCCUCACCGCCUCCUCCUGCUUCUCCACCUUCAGGCCGAGGCCGAGGAAAACCAGGGCGCCCGUACAGGGGGACGCCGACGACGUCCUCUGAGCAGCUGUCGGCUCAUUGAUCGGCAUUAUCGAACCAUGAGGUUCUUCUAUCUCACUGUCGCUUCUGGGCUUCCAUACUUAUUAUUUUUGUGUGUUCAGAUGAAAAUUCAUUUAUGCAGAUUCAAACAUCUCAUGUGAUUUGAGGCAAUGAGUCCUGAAGGACUCUGCAGGCUUAGAAAGACCAAAACAGGCGUCGACUCAUGUGAACCAGCCGCUGUGGAUGAGGAGACUCUGGAAAAGAGGGUUUUAAAGCUUUCUUUGUUGCACAUAAUGAAAACGUAUUAAUCAAAGGUACUAUGGUGAUCUGAGAGAGAGUAUUUAAGGCUGUGAUUAUACUUCAGGCUCUGUGGUUUGAUGAGGUUUAAUAUAUAUGUGGGAUAAAUAUGACUUCUGCUUGGUGGUAAACUAAUUAGACUUUUACUUCUUGAUGUUCACAUCAAUGUGGCCUUCAGGGACGCUCCGACGUUUGAGACCUCACUCGCAAAGAACAACAGUCAAAAGGUUUAUGGGAAAAUUUAACUUUUUUAUUUUCUAUUACAAAACUUCUGAAGACGAAAAACACUUCCUGCCAACACUUUCAAAAUAAGAGGCUAUAGGUACAUGUGGCCACUGGAAGACAACAUUCACACUCUUAAGAUGUAAGAUGUUAAGAUGAUAAACUCUUUUAUUCGCUCUCUAAUUAAUGUGGAUGUUUGAAUUUAAUCUUUCUGUAUUGAACUUUAUUGACUUUAAUAAAACCAAUCAGAUCACCGACUGAUCAGCUUUGA